Messenger RNA from Eleginops maclovinus (Patagonian blennie), 1727 nucleotides. Its product is annotated as leucine-rich repeat-containing protein 30-like. NCBI's taxonomy places the organism in Eukaryota, Metazoa, Chordata, Actinopteri, Perciformes, Eleginopidae. Gene Ontology annotation, biological process: signal transduction. The record is from RefSeq and is a predicted model, not a curated record. Gene Ontology annotation, molecular function: protein binding.
AUGGGAGGAGCGUCCUGCAGGGAGGAGGCGAAGGAGGAGAAGAGGAAGAGUGUGGGGGGGGGGGGAAAUCUGUCGUCAGCUGAUCGGAUCCGGAAAAUCACCGUCAGACAGUUUGGAUUCAACGUCCUGAGCCUCGCCCGUCGAGGACUCAAGGAGGCUCCAGAUGAAUUGUGGGAGUUGUUGGAGCUGCAGAAGUUGAACCUCUCUCUGAAUUCUCUGAAGUCACUUCCUGCUCCGCUCGCUCUGCUCAGAAACCUGGAGGUGCUCAACCUGUGGGGGAACCAGAUGAGCAGCCUGCCUCCGGAGAUCGGACAGCUGAAGAGACUCCGGGUUCUGUUCGCCUACAGGAACUGCCUGACGGAGGUUCCUGCCGAGCUGGGAUCCUGCACACAGCUGGAGGUCCUGAGUCUGGCAAACAACCAGCUCUCCUCCCUGCCAGCCUCUCUCUCCAGUCUGACCCGCCUCAGGAAGCUGAACCUGAGCCAGAACCACAUGCUGCACCUGCCGGGCGCCGUCUACAGCAUGAAGGCUCUGGUGUUCCUCCACCUGGCCGGGAACCGUCUGGAGAACCUGGCGGAGAACCUCCAGUCUCUGACGGAACUGAAGAUCCUCAUCGUGGAAGGCAACAACCUCCACUCCCUGCCCAAAGCCCUCUGCAGCCUCACCAGGUUGGAGCUGCUGAACCUGGACUUUAACGACAUUAAAGAUGUCCCUCAGGAGCUGCACCAGCUGUGUCGGCUGGAAAGGCUGGCGUGUCACCCUCUAGAUAAAGGACUCCACAUCGUCCACAACCCACUGAUGAAGCCGGUGAAGGAGGUGCUGGAGGGGGGGCUCAGUGCCCUGUACAGCUACCUGAGGGCUAGAGGGGGCGGGGCUUAAAAAAACCCUCAUUUGCAUAUUUAAACAUUUACAGAAAUAUUGUUAUACAAAAAAUAAUUGUCUUAAUGUCAGAAAUUCAUUCAACACAUUGUACGUGAUAGGCUAAGGGGGCGGGACAUCUCUAUGGGGUUGACCAAUCACAACUGAGCUGACCAAUCAGAUCAAAUCUGGUUUCAGACAGAGGGUGAAAAGAGGUGCUGCAGCACAGGCAGUCUGAGAGAAAUAAAGAGAUUUCUGAACAUUAGAGCAUGGAGACAUGAUCCACUAGAGGUGAGGCAGUUAAUCCACCACCAGGGGGCGCUGCUUCAAAACACAAACACUGGUUUUGGUCAGAUGUAAAUUCCUGUCUGGGAAAAACAAAGCACACAGAUGAAAGGUGAGCUCUGAUUUAACUUUUUAAUCGUCUUCUUGAAUCAAAAUCUUCUAUUUUACAUGUGUACCUGGGCAGAGUUUGAUAGAGUAAGAUAAACUACAAGAGGUGAACUGCAUGUAUUUACACUACCUGCAGUAUAUUUUGUAUUAGCAUACUAGUAGUUCAACUACAAUUGCUUUUGCUAACAAGUAGUUAGAGUAAUUUGGGGAAUUUUAUUGUUAUUUAUCUGUUUAUGUAGGCCUGUGAACUAGUGCACUUUUAGAAAUAACUCAUUUGUUUAGAGAUUUGUCUUAAACGUUUAUUUUCCUAUAUUUGUGUUUUGGUGGAAAUUAAAUCUCUUUAUCAAAAGCUAAAUUUACAUUUUAAAUGAAUACAAUGAAUUGUUUUCUUUGUGUUUUCUUACCUGCUGAUAGAGCUCCUUGUCACUGUUUAUGAACUGGACUAACACAUGGAAAUUAAAGUAAUAUAAAUUACA